UUUCAUGGAAGAGUUUGAUCACCUCAAAAUUCAACUGAAAGAUAUUAUAUCGGCCACAGACAAUUUUGCACGUAACAAACUAAUUGGACGUGGGGGGUUUGGAUCGGUGUAUAAAGGAGAACUCUCUUGUCGGGAAGGACAAAUCAUAGUUGCUUGUAAGCGUCUAGAUCGUAACUUCGGGCAAGGAAAUGUUGAGUUCUUGAAAGAAAUCCUCAUGCUUUCCAAGUGCAAGCAUGAAAAUUUGGUCUCUCUCUUAUACUUUUGCAUUGAGGGUGAUGAGAGGAUCCUCGUGUACGAGUAUGCAUCUCAUGGGAGCCUUGACCGCCAUCUAGGAGACGCUAGUCUUACAUGGACACAACGUCUCAAGAUAUGCAUUGGGAUUGCACGCGGCCUAAAGUAUCUUCAUGAUCCUAAGGAGACUCAACAAAGAGUUAUCCAUCGAGAUAUUAAAAGCUCGAACAUUCUUCUAGAUGAGAAAUGGGCCGCUAAAGUUUCAGAUUUUGGUCUAUCAAAAGUUGGUCCUGCUAACCAACCCCGAACAUACUUGUUCUCUAAUGCUGUUGGUACCCCAGGGUAUUGUGAUCCUAUCUAUUGGGAAACGGGUUUUCUAUCAAAAGAGUCUGACGUGUAUUCUUUUGGAGUGGUGUUGUUUGAAGUAAUGUGUGGCGCAUUAUGUUGUGAAUACUAUGAUGGUGGGCAGUUUAAAGUUUUAGUGCAUAUGUGGCAAAAAUGUUUUGACAAAAAUAGACUAGAUGACAUAAUUUUUCAUGGUCUAAAGGAACAAAUGGACCCGUUAUCUUUUAAAACGUUUUCAACCAUCGCUUAUCAAUGCUUAAAAAAAGCUCGUGAAGAACGACCAACGAUGGCCAAGAUUAUGCAACAACUUGAGAUUGCUCUUAAAGUACAAGAGCUUUUUGAAGAUUUGGGAAAGAGCAUGAACUUUGAGAAAAUGAAGAAGAUUGCAUAUCGUGCGACAUAUACUCUAACCUACAUAUCCCAAAGUCAUCUUCUCUUACUUUUCUUGAAAGGGAUACUAGUUGACGAUGGUAAAACGUGGUUUUGGGUAAACAAGAAAGGAGAACAUUGUGAACUCAUAUCUGCAGAAAGAUGUAUUUCUAAAUAUGAAAGACUAUACCUCGAACCAAUUACAAGACCAGUUUCAAGAUUUCAAUUCCUAUUCAGGCAUUUAUCAACACCAUAUUGGAGGCUAACAGUUGAGACGCAGUUCUUAUCACCUCAUGUCACAUAUGUUGUAAACCUUGUCUAUGAUUCUGGAAAACGAGAUAUACCUAAUUUGCGUAUACCCUUUAAAUACAAAUGGAAUGCAACGAUACAAUAUUCAACUUCAUGUGUUGGAUAUUUGGGGAAAGAUGGAUGGCGAAGGACAGAAUUGUUCCAAUUUACUAGCACCAAAAAUGACUAUUAUUUUGACAUUGAGUUCUUGCGCGAGAAAAAGUCUCAGCAAUAUGAUCAAGAUCCUCCUAGUAUUGAAGGCAUUGAGUUUUGUCCAUUAGACCUUGAGACAGAUAAAAAAUUAGAGGAAAAGAAUAAGGUUGAUAAUCAACUAGUCACAAAUUCGGACAUUAAUUGGGGAAAAAAGUUGCCAAAUGGUUACUCCGAAAUACUCGAAUGGUCAGAGGACACGUACCAUUCAUUGAUGACUAAGAAGGAAGUCUACUUUCUUCUACGCAAAGGACUGCACCUCAAAGAUCCACAAGAGCGGUCUUCUAUGGGCGAGUGGUUUUCAAUCAACAAGAAUUCAAAAAAAUGUCAUAUGUUGUCUGCAAGAUGCAUUUUACAAGAAGAAAGCCUUGGAUGGAAUUUUCUAUCACGACGAGUAAGUUGGGUAUGGAAGUCACUACCAGGAUCAAGAUUUGGUGAGGUGGCUGAGACUUGUGAUAAAAAUCAUUUAGCUUUCAGUUUACAAAUAAAACCUCAACUCUUAUCACCAGGGACAAUCUAUGCCUGUUACCUCGUGUAUAAACUACCUGAAAAUACCUCCAUGUACGAGAACAUUGUAGCAACACAUUUUAGGAGCAGACACUCUUUGAAGUUUAGCCGCACAGAGCGAUAUAUCUAUCUACUUACUCCUCCUCAUACCCCAAUUAUCGAACUUAGCACAGAUGAAAGACCACCAAGAACCCGUAAAGUAAAAGGUCAUCCAAAACUAAGGAAGGAUGGUUGGAUGGAAAUUCAAGUGUGGGAAUUUCAACCAAAUGAUUCUUAUACCUAUUUUGAGGCGGAUGGUUAUAUCAAGAGUUUAAAUGAAUGGAAUUUUACUGGCCUUCUUGUGCAAGGCAUGGAGUUCAGGCCUGCAAAAGUGAUUUUUCGACCAUGUUAUGAUGGUAAUAUUUCUACUCUUUUGGAAUAAAUGAUCAUUAGUAAAAGAUAUAAUAUAUAUAUAUAUAUAUAAAUUUUGUAACGCUCUUUGUAUUCCUGUUUAAGCUUGAUUCGUGAAUCGGGUAAGAAAUUUAAUUCACUAUUGUUUAUUUA
Messenger RNA from Helianthus annuus (common sunflower), 2493 nucleotides. RefSeq lists its product as uncharacterized. Lineage: Eukaryota; Viridiplantae; Streptophyta; Magnoliopsida; Asterales; Asteraceae. The transcript is spliced from 7 exons. The record is from RefSeq and is a predicted model, not a curated record. The coding region runs from base 5 to 2371 and encodes 788 amino acids. Gene Ontology annotation, cellular component: plasmodesma; plasma membrane. Gene Ontology annotation, molecular function: transmembrane receptor protein tyrosine kinase activity; ATP binding. Gene Ontology annotation, biological process: protein autophosphorylation.